Molecule: messenger RNA, 981 nt
Organism: Glycine soja
Lineage: Eukaryota; Viridiplantae; Streptophyta; Magnoliopsida; Fabales; Fabaceae
Product: transcription factor PAR2-like
Exons: 1
Coding region: 269-658 (129 amino acids)
Biological process (GO): regulation of DNA-templated transcription
Source: RefSeq, a predicted model, not a curated record
GGGAGUGGUGUUGGUGUGUGUGGAGCGUGAAGGCCACCUCAUUGCUCCAAUCCAAAACUCGGGAGCUUCUUCUUCUUUGUGUUGUGAGGCCAAAACCAGUGGGACCAGCUUCGUUGGCAUUGACAUUUCUAGAGCUCAACAAUAAUUUAACAUCUUCCUCUCCUUCCCUCGCACCUCAUUCAUAUAACUCCCUCACACAUUAACCUCCCUUCUCUCUCACACACAUCACAUUACUAUUACUACUACUACAUCAUCAUCAUCAUCAUCCAUGGAACAAGAAGAUAACACUAUCAUACCCACAUUCCUCAGAAAACCUGCAGCAGACCAGAACAACAACAACAACAACAACAACAACUCUCCCACCACCCCUUCUCACAAGUCUUUGCAUGUUUUCCGCCGCAGCAGGAGGCGGUGGAGGAAGGAAGUGGCAGUGAAAGAAGAUGAAGAUGUUGAUGAGGGUGAUGACAGAGAAGAGAUAGAGAGGAAGAUUCAUGCAUUGCAGAGGAUUGUGCCUGGCGGUGAGUCUUUAGGCGUGGACAAGCUCUUUGAUGAAACUGCUGGAUAUAUUCUUGCUUUGCAGUACCAAGUCAAAGCCUUGAGGGCUCUCACUGGAUUCUUUGACAAGCUGGAGAAGGAGAAGACAAAGUUUGGAGGUUGAUGAUGAAUGAAUGAAAAUGAAUAAUCCAUGGUGAUGAUGAUGAUGGAUUAUGGAAGCAAGCAGCCUAGGUUAGGUUCUUUUGGUUUUUCCCACAGACCCCAUUAGUUAGAAUUUUUAUUUUUUUAUUUUCUUCUUUUAAUUUUUAUGUUUUCCUUUGUUGUACUUUUGGAAGUUGGGAUCAAGGAAAAUGUUUAUCCCAUGAUCGGUGUUCUUAGAUUUUUAUUUUUUAAUUUUUUUUUUUGAAGUUCUCAUCAGUUAGUUCUUUCUUUCUUUCUCACUGUUUUCUUUUUUUCACGACUUUAUCUAUAUAUCUUGAAAGUUGA